This is a messenger RNA of Eublepharis macularius, 1561 nucleotides long. RefSeq names its product adrenoceptor alpha 1D (gene ADRA1D). NCBI's taxonomy places the organism in Eukaryota, Metazoa, Chordata, Lepidosauria, Squamata, Eublepharidae. Gene Ontology annotation, cellular component: membrane. Gene Ontology annotation, biological process: cell-cell signaling; adenylate cyclase-activating adrenergic receptor signaling pathway; positive regulation of cytosolic calcium ion concentration. Gene Ontology annotation, molecular function: alpha1-adrenergic receptor activity. The record is from RefSeq and is a predicted model, not a curated record. Bases 1 to 1527 code for a protein of 508 amino acids. The transcript has 2 exons.
AUGACUUUCCCUGAGCAGAUUAAUGCCAGCUUGAAUGGGAACUACACGGGAGAGGCCGACGGUGCAAACGGGUCCUUGGCAGGGGAGGGUGGCGGCUCCAACAACACCACCUUGGCUCUGAGUCUGGACCUGCAGACGGUGGGCGUGGGGGUCUUCCUGGCCCUCUUCAUCCUCUCGGCCAUCGUGGGCAACAUCUUGGUCAUUCUCUCGGUGGCUUGCAACCGUCACUUGCAGACGGUGACCAACUACUUCAUCAUCAAUUUGGCCAUCGCCGACCUGCUCCUUAGCACCACCGUCCUGCCCUUCUCGGCCACCUUGGACGUGCUGGGCUUCUGGGUCUUCGGCCGCAUCUUCUGCGACAUCUGGGCAGCGGUGGACGUCCUGUGCUGCACCGCGUCCAUCAUGAGCCUGUGCAUCAUCUCAGUGGAUAGGUACAUUGGGGUCAAGUACUCACUCAAGUACCCCACCAUUAUGACCGAGAAGAAAGCAGUGAUCAUCUUGGUGGUUGUUUGGCUCUCAUCCAUGGUCAUCUCCAUUGGACCUCUCUUGGGCUGGAAGGAGCCAAGACCCCAAGAAGCGAAUGUCUGCACCAUUACCGAAGAACCUGGCUAUGCCAUCUUCUCCUCUCUCUUCUCCUUUUACUUGCCCCUCUCAGUCAUUCUGGUGAUGUAUUUCAACAUCUACGUGGUGGCAAGGAGGACCACCAAGAGCUUGGAGGCUGGAGUCAAGAAAGAGCGGAGUAAGUCCAUGGAAGUGGUCCUUCGCAUCCACUGCCGCAGCGUGCUGGAGGACUCCCUCGCCAGCACCAAGAGCAAAGGGCACACAUUCAGAAGCUCUCUGUCUGUGCGCCUCCUGAAGUUCUCCAGGGAGAAGAAAGCUGCUAAGACUCUCGCGAUUGUAGUUGGAGUUUUCGUUCUCUGCUGGCUGCCUUUCUUUUUCAUACUACCUUUCGGUGCCUAUUUUCCUUCUCUGAAGCCCUCGGAGAUCGUUUUCAAGAUAAUCUUCUGGCUGGGCUAUUUCAACAGCUGUGUGAAUCCCAUUAUCUAUCCUUGCUCGAGCAAAGAGUUCAAGAGAGCUUUCAUCAGGCUUCUAAAGUGCCAGUGCCGUCGGAAAAGAAGGCCUAUCUGGAGGGUAUAUGGUAAUCACUGGCGAGGAGCCUCCAUCAAUGGUGCCGGACAAGAUUCUGAUGGAGAAUCACGGUCCAGGAUUUCUACCAUUAACGGCUCGUUCAUGUUGAACUCCAGCAGCUUGGAGAGAUCCAGCAAGAGGAAAACUCUAAACUUCAAGAGGUGGAGGAUUUUCUCCCCUUUCCAAAAACCUACAACGCAGCUGAAAGAAAAAAUGAACAGCCUCUCGAACAAGAUACGGGGAGGAUCCCUCAAAGGGGGCAUGACAGCCUCGUACCGAACAGAGGUGGAAUCUGUCUCCAUAGGAAUCCCCAAUGAAUUCAUGGAGUCGAUUGACUAUCAAAUGUACGAUGAAUUAACAGACUCAGAGUCCCAUGGUCUCAGUGAAACUGAUAUUUAAUGCCUCCAGGGAUAAACUUUUGGGUUCCAUUUUG